AUGCCAGGCCAGCCAGCAUCCUCUCCGGCCCUGUUCUCUAACCCUGGCCUGUCGCGACAUCCCUUGCUCGACCGCGGCGCGAGAGGCGGACGCGGCCGCGGCGGAGACCGGGGCGGCCGCGGCGGCUUCUCGGACCGGAGCGGACGCGGUGGCUAUCGCGGCGGCCGCGGCGACGGCGGUGACCGGGGCGGUCGCGGAGGCGGCUUCCGCGGUGGUCGUGGGGGCCGGCCGCGCGACACGACGAUCGAGCUGGCGUAUAGAGUCAAUGGAUCUUUCCCGCAGCCCGACGCUGCCGUGACGGCCCUCGAGGACCGCCUCAUCAAGACGCAGACAUCCUCGGCCGCCGGCCUCGCGGCGCAGAUGGCCAAGACCAACAUCCAGGCGCCGCCCCUCCAGGCCCGGUCCACUGACGUGUUUCCCCUGAGGCCGGCCUUUGGCACAAGCGGCCAGCCCGUCACGCUGUGGUCCAACUACUUCAACGUCACCUUCAAACCCAUGGUGCUGUACAAGUACACCUUUGAGUUUGUCCAGGUCGGCUCCGAGACGUCGUCGGGCGAGCCGUCCAAGUCGUCCAAGGCCGCCAGCCGCGAGGUCAAGGGCCGCAAGCUCUACUUUGCCGUCCGUGAGCUGCUCGCCACCCUCAAGGCCGCCGACAAGACGCUCGUGCUCGCCACCGAGUACAAGAGCCAGCUCGUCUCGCUCCAGAAGCUUAAGCUGGCCGAGAACCCGGUGCGGUUCCGGCUGGCCGUCGAGACCAGCGGCGACAAGUGGGACGUCAUCGAGGCCACCAUCCACGGCCCGACAGAGGCGCCCCUCGACGCCCUGCUCAACGCCCGCUUCUUCCCCUUUGGCAAAGACGAGGCCGCCACCAACCUGUUCCAGGACUUUCACCAGCUCAUCGCCGCCCGGGGCUUCUUCCAGUCGGCCCGCCUAGGCACCGGCCGGCUUCUGCUCAACGCAAACGUCAGCCACGGCGUCUUCCGCGCCGCCGGCAGGCUCGCCGACCUCUUUGACCGCUUCCAGAUCCGGCCGACGCAGGCCUUUGACAACCAGGCCAUGAGGAAGAUCAAGGCCUUUGCCAAGUUCAUGCCCAAGACGCGCGUCUGGGCCGAAAUCACGCUGUCGACGGGCGAGGCGAAGCCCUCCGACGGCAAGCCACUCAAGUUUGCGCCCAACUACGAGUACCCGGGGCCCAAGCAGGUGCAGUUCUUCCUCAACGACGGCAAAGGCGGCGGCCAGUACAUUUCCGUCUUUGACUACUUCAAGAUGAAGUACAAGAAAACCCUCAAGGACUACCCGCUGGUCAACCUGGGCCGCGCCGACAAGCCGACGCUCUUCCCUGCCGAGGUCAUCGAGAUCCAGCCGGGCCAGUCGGUCAAGGCGCGGCUCACCAUGAACGAGACAACAGCCAUGCUGGACGUGGCAUGCCGCUCGCCCUUCUCCAACGCCACGUCCAUCAGCGCCGACGGCCGCAAGACGCUCGGGCUCGACGACAACGGACUCAAGCCCUUUGGCAUCUCGGUCGACAAGGGCCUCCUCACGGUCCGAGGCCGGGUGCUCAACGUGCCCAUGAUCAGCUACCUCAACAACCAGCAGAAGCGGUCCGACGUGUCGCCCUUCAACGGCAGCUGGAACAUGCGCAACGUGCGCGUGGUCAAGCCCGGGGCCAUGAUUGAGCGCUGGACCUUUCUCAACAUCAUGAAGCGGAGCGACAGCCCCAUCAUCGAGGUGCCGGCCAUGAAGGACUUUGCUAAGUUCCUGGGCAGCAACAUGGGCAUCCGCAUCAAGGACUCGCCCCUAGUGCCGGGCGACGGCAAGAUGUUUACGAGCUGGGACCGGGCCAUGAGCGACGGGCUCGAAAACUUCUUCACGUGGGCCAAGAACAACCGGAUCCAGUACGUCUUCUUCGUCCUGACAGAAAAGGACAGCCAGGGCCUGUACUCGAGGAUCAAGAGCCUCGGCGACUGCACUUUUGGCAUCCACACCAGCGUCGUCACGUCCAAGCACCUGCUAAAGCCCAACAACUUCAUGUACUACGCCAACGUCGGCCUCAAGGUCAACCUCAAGGCCGGCGGCGUCAACCACCGGCUCCGCGAGGACGUGGGCCUGCUCAAGGAGGGCAGGACCAUGGUGGCCGGCUACGAUGUGACGCACCCGACCAACAUGACGACGGCCCGCGACGCGCGCGAGGCGCCCAGCCUGGUCGGGCUCGUGGCCAGCAUCGACAAGGAUCUGGCGCAAUGGCCGGCCGUGUCGUGGGAGCAGCCGUCCAAGCAAGAGAUGCUGAGCGGGCAGCUCGUCGACGCCUUCAAGACGCGCCUCGAGCUGUGGCAGAAGCACAACCAGGGCGCCCUUCCCGACAACAUCGUCAUCUUCCGCGACGGCGUGUCCGAGGGCCAGUUCUCGCAGGUGCUCGAGCUGGAGCUGCCGUCGAUCCGCCAGGCCUGCCGCGCCAAGUAUCCGGCCAAUGCGUCGCCGCCGCGCCUGACCAUUGUCGUCUCGGUCAAGCGCCACCAGACGCGCUUCUUCCCGACCAGCAGCGACGCCAUGUCCGACUCGGGCAACAUCCGCAACGGCACCGUCGUCGACCGCGGCGUCACCCAGGCCCGCUACUGGGACUUCUUCCUGACGGCCCACCACGCCCUCAAGGGCACCGCGCGCCCGGCCCACUACACCGUCAUCCUCGACGAGAUCUUCCGCCAAAAGUAUAAGGCCACAGCCGCCAACGAGCUCGAGCGCCUCACCCACGAGCUCUGCUACCUGUACGGCCGAGCCACAAAGGCCGUCAGCAUUUGCCCGCCCGCCUACUACGCCGACAUUGUGUGCGAGCGCGCCCGCGCCCACCGGCCCGAGAUCUUCGAUGCGAGCGACGCUGACAGCGUCUCCACCGCCGGCAAGGCGUCGCCCGCCGCGAGCCGCCAGGUCCAUGAGACGCUGCAGGACUCCAUGUACUACAUCUAG
Messenger RNA from Hirsutella rhossiliensis, 2961 nucleotides. Its product is annotated as piwi domain-containing protein. Gene Ontology annotation, molecular function: protein binding; RNA binding. The record is from RefSeq and is a predicted model, not a curated record. Lineage: Eukaryota; Fungi; Ascomycota; Sordariomycetes; Hypocreales; Ophiocordycipitaceae. The transcript has 7 exons. The coding region runs from base 1 to 2961 and encodes 986 amino acids.